CUGGUUUAUUGGGAAAUCCCCGAAACGCACGCUGUUCACUGAAACAAAAUAUUUUGCUUUCUAGCUGCUACGGAGUUGCAUUGACAGAGAACCGAGGUGCUGCAAGAACAGAUUCAUCAACGGGUGGCGAGGUAUAAAUCCAUGUUUAAUUUAUUUUAGGUAGCGUAGCAAAUUAUUAUGCGUGAAAAAGUUUGUGGCCGUUGUCGAUUCUAAAGCAGCCAGCCAAGCUUACAGCUGAGUUAGCUGACUUAGCUGAAGAUGGUGGGUGAAGUUUGGUGUAUCUUAUAUUUUGUUGUAUUAAUAAAAAUGUAACCACUACACAUUGUAGUGUUAUAUGACAUGGGAAGUUGGAUGAUGAUCACGUAUCGCUUACUGUUUAGACUGUUUUGAGUGUCUAACCUGCUAGCUAAUUAGCUAUAUGCUAGGCCAACGCUCAACUCCUCGCGCGAUUUGUUAGCAACUAGAUUGAGAAACCUUCAGUCGAUACGUGUAAAAAUGUCGAUUCUGAAAACGCUUAUCUGUACCUAUGUUUUUCCUGUACAAUUGCGGUCCUUCCGCAGGGUACUGAAAUUCGUACUUUUUAUAAUAACUUUUAUCGAACACAACCACUGACUUCUUCCUAAUUUGUGUUACUCAACUCCGCGCGAAUGCCAGUUCAAUCUCAGCUUCCGUAGUACAGCAAGGCCAUUAUGUCUGCAGUUGAAGAAUACAAAUUAGGAAAAAGUCCGUGGUUGUAUUGGAUAUUUUUUUUAAAUUAAAAGUAUGAAAUUCAGUACCCCGCGGAAUGACCGCAGUUGUACAGGUAAUCAUUUUCAGAAUUGACAUUUUGGUAAGUAUGGGGUGACUCUGUUGCUAGCAAAUCGCGCGACCCGUUAGUUAUCAAUACGAAACUCCGCCAGUUAUCAAUACUCAACUCCGCCUAGAUAGAAGAGAACGGAGUUGAGCCAUUCCUCAGCUAGAUGCCAAAACAUUCAGGAGAUAGAGGUGCUCAAAGUGUACCCAUUUUCCAUAUCCCACCCAACCAUAAGACAUCCAUGUCUUCAUCACUGAAAUAGAUAAACGGUUAAGAUUGAUAUCAUUUAAAAGCUUACAAUUAUGAGCUUGAUUUCUAAAUAAUUUUAAUGUACAAUUGUUUUAAAACACGUAAAUGCAGAUAUUUCAAAUUUUCACAAAUGUAGCUCAGACCCUAUUUUACACCAACUGAGGUAUUUGUGUUGUGCCAGUCAUCAGUUGAGACACUUCAUACUUAAGCAAUAAGGCCCGAGUGAAUGUGGUAUAUGGCCAUUAUAGACCGGGUGGUUUGAGCCCUGAAUGCUGAUUGCCUGAGAGGCGUGGUAUGACAAAGCAUUUAUUUUUACUGCUCUAAUUACGUUGGUAACCAGUUUAUAAUAGCAAUAAGGCACCUCUGGGUUUGUGGUAUGUUGCAAAUAUACCAUGGCUAAGGCCUGUAUCCAGGCACUCAUCGUUGUGUCGUGCUUCAGAACAAACCUUAGCUGUGGUAUAUCGGCCUUAUACCACACCCCUUCGUGCCUUAUUGCUUAUAAAUACUAUGGCUAAGGGCUGUUCUUAUUGUGCCCAACACAAUGCGGAUUUGCGACGAUGACACACAUUAUAUUAAGCAGGACAUUCAUACAACCCUUAUAAUCCAAAGUAGUGUGAAAUACACUCACAAGCAACAUGUAAAUAGAGGCUUUUUUUGCUGGAGCUCUAUAAGAACUCCCCCAUGUUCUGCCACCAACUUGCGCACAUCGCCCUCGUGUGGCAAUGUUUGUGAACACAGAAAGGGGUCUAUAGCAGUCAGUUAACAUGUCCUUUAUGAAUUGUGAAACCUUUGUGUUUUUUAUUAUUACAUAAAUUCUUCAGAAUUCACAAAAAGUGACGUUAGCUGAUUAUCUCAUAGAACAAAACAUAUACGAUUUCCUAAACUUGUGUUUACCACAGACCUUAUUUUAGCAGUUUAUCCCAAAAUCCUACAACAGCGUUCCCCAACUGGUGGUUUUAUCUGUUUGGGAUUCUUGCGGUCAAAUUGCAGUCUACAAAUGAUUUGUAAUUAUGUUCUGCCCCCGCACCAUUCUUGAGCGGAUGGGCCCCCCUGACCAUCCGCUCAAGAAAUCUAGUUGAUGAUCCCUGCCCUACAACAACAAGGCUUUGUCCAACGAACCACGGCCUACAAAAAGGCACCAUUAUUAUUUCUCUCUGUAUAGGGUGGGUUGCAAGUUAGUCAUAUAUUUAGAUGAAGCAUUUAUUGGUAAAGGGUAGGGUAGCUAGCUAGGCACUUGAUCAACACUAAGGAUUAGCCUAAUACUGUGGCACCAGUCCUCACAUGGCUGGCUAGCUAGCUACACAACCCAGUCAGUCAUUACCUCCCCUGUCUGCAUUCUAGCUGUGGUCCCCCAUUCACCAUUCUUUCCCCACUCAUCCCAUAUAUAAUAAUAAUAAAUAAUAUGCCAUUUAGCAGACACUUUUAUCCAAAGCGACUUAGUCAUGUGCGCAUACAUUUUUACAAAUGGGUGGUCCUGGGGAUCGAACUCACUACCCUGGCGUUACAAGCGACAUGCUCUACCAAUUGAGCUACAUUGUUUUGAAGACACAGGCAACUACUAGAACUAGUAUAAUUUUUUUUCUUAACUAAUCACAUGGGUGUGCUCUCUCUCUCCUAGAUCCUAUCGCCUUCCUCCAUCCCUCCUGACUUGUGUCCAGUCCUCUCCUCCGUCCAAACGGUCCAGUGAGCUGUCGAGAAAGUGAACAGAUACAGGAUGGAAGAGCAGGAGUUCAGCGUCUCCCUGGGCCAAUGUUCCUUCCAGCAGCUUUGGGAGACCAAGUAAGUUUUGAACAACCUUUAGGACCACAGACUUGUAUAACUAUUUUUUUUGGACUACUAAGGUUAGGCUGAGGUGGUUUUGUGUGAGUGGAAGCCCAGAGACAUUGUUCAAUGUAUUACAGCACCUUUUCUACAUAGGUCUUUUCAGGUCUUAAUAAUGACUGAUACUGUGAUUUGUAUCCCCUUUCUAUAGUAUGACACCUCAGGGGCCCAGUAUUCCACUGGUUGCGACUGAAAACUGGUCUGACCUGGAUGUCUCGGUGCGUUUGUUUGUCUACCUCUAGAAUGGGCUAGAGUUUUUUUCUCCCCCCCCCCCUUUCUAGUAAUACAGUGAUUGUUUGAGUUAGAUUUUUUUCUCUCUGAUAAUUUGAUAUCCAUGGUGGGCACUCCUCUGUUUCAGUAUUCAGACAGAAAAGCAAAAUGCAACUGAUAACUUGAACACUUUACUCCUCACAGCUCCUUCCCGAGGCCACCCUCCACAAGGACUUCGACGAGGGGCUGUUUGAGCUGCUGGAGCCCCUGGUUGUGGAGCCCUCGGUGUCAACCCUGGACAGCGUGCCUCCCCCCGCCUCCACCGUCCCCUCCACCAACGACUACCCUGGGAAGCACGGCUUCCAGCUGCGAUUCCAGAAGUCUGGCACCGCCAAGUCUGUCACCUCCACCGUGAGUGUCAUGCAUAUGGCUUACUGCACAUGCUCAUGCCUGAAUACAUACAUACAUACAUACAUACACACACACACACACACCUAAUUAAGCAAUAAGGCCCAAGGAGGUGUGGUAUAUGGCCAAUAUACCACGGCUAAGGACUGUUCUUAUGCCCGACGCACCUCUGAGUGCCUGGACACUGCCCAUAGCCAUGGUAUAUUGGCCAUAUACCACAAACCCCAGAGGUGCCUUAUUGUUUUUAUAAACUGGUUACCAAUGUAAUUAGACCGCUAAAAAUAUUUUUGGGGUCAUACCCGUGGUAUACCACGGCUUUCAGCGAAUCAGCAUUGAGGGCUCAAACCACCCAGUUUAUAAUUCAUGGUAAUUUGGUCAAUACUUUUAUCCAAAGCAAUAAACACAUGUAUUUGCCCCCCCCAAACACUUAAAAUAAGGGCUGUGUUUCGUGUAGGCUUACCUGGCGUGACGUUUUGAUAAGCAUGUAAAUUUCUCUCGGGCAAGGUUACUUUUAUCAAUAUAUUUGGCUCUAUUUAUUCUGUUUCGAAAAUGCUAAUUGCCGUCAAAGUAGACAUCAUGCAAGACUACAAAUCCCUGCAAGCUCCUGCACGUCAUCUCCAGAUGACACCUUUGCUAACAGGUAUUCUGUCCAUUUAAAAUUUGCACAAGACAGUUCACAAAAUUUUACAUUUAAAGAAAUUUAGCCAAUUGAUUCAUUACAAAAUUUAGCUAGCAUUAGAUAAUUCAUCCAGAGAUUCUUAGGUUUGCCUCAAUUCGGCAGUCUUGUCUAGAUCAUCAUGGUAUUUGUAGUUCUUUACGAUAGCCACAUUAGCAGUUCAUUAGCAUUUCAUUUUUGGGGGGUAAAUACAGGCAACUAUAUUGAUAAAAGUCACCUUGUCCUAGAGAGAUUUACAUGGUUAUCAAAACAUCACACCAGGGUAAGCCUACACAAAACUUAUUUUAAGUGUUUCUAAAAUCCCCUAUGGAAGGAGUUCCCAACCUUUUUCACUCAGGGCCCCCCUUCCAGCAUUGGGGAACAUUCCGUGCCCCCCCCCCCCCGCGCACGCGCCACGUCUAUUUCUCUGGGCACAAGCACUGUUCAUGAUACAAACUGUUCCCACCCCUCUUGUUGGUGGAGAGACUUUUGCUGUUUUAAAGCCAAUUUUCUUGCAAUUCUAUACAUUUUGGUCUAAUGUGUAUUCAUGUGAUAUUUGAGUGACAAAAAAAUUACAACCAUCUAUGGGCUUCAAAACCUACAUAAAACAAUUUAGCUGACAUGGGCUAGUUGAUCUGGACAUUUCUGACAAGUUAUAUAUAGCUCGCUAAGGUAUGCAAUGACAGACAUGACUAGAGGUCCUCUGUAGCUCAGCUGGUAGAGCACGGCGCUUGUAACGCCAAGGUAGUGGGUUCGAUCCCCGGGACCACCCAUACACAAAAAUGUAUGCACGCAUGACUAAGUCGCUUUGGAUAAAAGUGUCUGCUAAAUGGCAUAUUAUUAUUAUUAGAGGAACUGAUGAUGCCCUACCCAAUUUUGAAAUUGCACUUUGUGCAUUCUACUACCACAAUUUUCAAGCCUGAAUGAGUUCCUUUAAAACAUAUUUUUUUUUGGGGGGGGGGGGUAAAAUGGCUUCAAACCUGUUUAAUCCAUGGUCUCAUUUCAAUCAAUUAAUUACAGUAAAUUGCGGUUACUUUACCUCAGACAGAGACGAAAGCUAUUCCAUUCAUUCUAAUUCCCUGCGGUUGCAGUCAACUGGAAUCCAGUUCAUUGUGAGGAUUUGCUAAAACUCAAAGUUUUGACAAAAAGUAUUUGGAUUAAAACAGCCAAUAGCCGGAAGGUUUCCACAGUGACUCACAUGUCAGCGUGCUAUGAUUGGUCUAUCAGGCUUGAUUUAGGGUGUGCUGCCCUCAAACUAACGCCCCCUGCAGCUCAUUCAUUGGAACUGAGGAGUUGCAUGCUGGUAGGUUGCAGUAACGCAUGGGUCUGACAUGACAGGGCAUGUUCCACACAAGGGCUCCAUUAUGGAAAGGGUUCAAAUGCAGCCGUUUUGGUCAAAAUGUAUAGUUAUAAACAAGGUAUUUACGAUUUCUUCAGAAUAUAAAUAUAAAUGUUAAUGUGUAUUAUGAUCUUAUUUAUUCCUGUGGGUGUUAAGCCCACCUUUUGCUAGUGUUUGUAUUUUAUUUAAAUUUUAUAAACUGCUAAUUGUCUUUCUAUUUUUUACAUCACCAAAGUGAAAUGCUGUCUGUGAGAAAUAACUUUGACCGAAGUGCUUAUUUUUCUCAAUUCAAUUCACAACUUUGUUUCACAAAAUAAAAUUCCUAUAGAUACAUACGACUGGUCAUUCACUGUUUUCUCUCCCCUCCCAGUAUUCUGCACAGCUGAACAAGCUGUACUGCCAGCUGGCUAAGACGUGCCCUGUGGAGGUGCUGAUGGACAUGGAUCCCCCGCCAGGAGCCAUCCUCAGGGCCACCGCCAUCUACAAGAAGUCUGAGCAUGUCUCUGAGGUGGUCCGCCGCUGCCCCCACCACCAGAGCGCCUCAGAUAACAAUGAAGGUGGGUGUGUUUGAGUGCGAGAGGGUGUGUGUUUUUAGUCUAUGGUAAAAAUGAGGUAGAUAAGUAUUUUGCCCUUGUUGAGAGUUUAAAAGAGAAGUAGAUUGAUAUGCAUAGAUUUAGUUUGGCUCCGUUUUUGUAGUUAGCAAUGUAAACGAAUAAAGAGGAAAUGAAACCCAUGCAAAUCUGAUCAUAAUAUUCACCAUGGUCUCAGAGGCGAGGCAUACCUUUACUCCCCAUGUAAAAAAUUGUCCCAGGAAGAGAGGAGACUCCCCCUCACUACUUGUCUACUUCCUGUUUUCUGUCUAGGUGUGGUCCACCGCAGUCACCUGAUUAGGGUAGAGGGGAGCCAGUGGGCUCAAUACCUGGAGGAUGGAAACACCAAGCGUCAGAGUGUGCUGCUGCCUUAUGAGCCUCCUCAGGUAUACCCCAUGGAAAGAUAAUUAAUAGAACGGACGUCCCCAUUCAAGUAAAUUAUGGUAUAAUGGGUGGACUGGCGGCCAUUGCGAGUGUACCCAGAGGAGCAAGACAGGAAGUGUACCCAACAAUCUGUGCUGCGAUUUGUUGAAUCAAAAUACAUUCCAUUGCAUGAGCCACAUCAGUUAGCAUCAUUUGAAUGAAUGAAUAUUCUACAUAACUGUGGAAAUUAUUACAUCACAAUACCAGGAAGGCAUUAUGUACCAGUCAAAUUGCUGGGCUUAGAGCUUCCAAGCCCGUUCUAUUCAUUCUUAUUUCUAUGGUAUUCCCCCCUUCCUCUGGUCUCCUGUAUCAGUGGUAUUAUGAAAGAUGAAUCAUCAUUUUUAUUUGCCAUUUCUCUUGACACUUUCAUUGAGAGAUCUGUCUAUAAUGCAUUGGACAUUUGCAUUUGGCAAUGUGAAGCUAAACAUUGUGUAUGUGUUUGUAUAGCUGGGCUCUGAAACGACUACUGUUCUCCUGAACUUCAUGUGCAACUCCAGUUGCAUGGGUGGUAUGAACCGGCGGCCCAUCCUCACCAUCCUGACCCUGGAGACCCAGGAGUAAGUGUCUCUCCUCAUCACUUCUCACUGAGUUUGUUUAUUUUGGAAAUUGUGCAUCUGGGUCUGCAUCUCGUCCUUAUUUGUGUGCGUAUACAUCAAGCUCUCUCUUUUCUGUGUGAGCACAAGUCUGAGUUUGCUUUACAUUUCCGAUAAUGUGUGUUUUAGGGAGGUAAUGAUUCACCGAUAUGAAUCGGUCCCCGGUUGAGAUAUUUAAGAUAUGAGUGCAUCGGUCAGCGGGACCCCAAACCAAUCUGAAUGUAGCAUGCAUCGGUCACAAAAUCGUUUCAAAUAUUAAGAAUGGCCGGCCCCAAAAAUGUUGGGUCAAAUUACUUUCUACCUUCCGAAAAUACCUCAUAGUUUGUGACAACUGCAUCUUUGCCUUCAGCAUGUCAUUGUUUUGACGGUCAUUGAUCUACAAGUCAUUUUGCAUGCCAAACAACCCCAGGCAACAUCAGUAGCCUAGUAAAACUGUGCACUGUGCGUAUCUACACGCACUGUGCAAUGAGAAGUAGACCUAUUCCUGAUCCGGCAUAGCUGCGUGUCACCGGCAGCAUUCAAAUGUUUGUAAAAUGGCAUGCGCAAUAUUAGCCUUUUUUUUUGUUGAGUGACAACCAAUGUCUUUUGCUUGGUUAUGUUUUAUAAAAUGCGCUGUUGAAAAUUGUUAUACCGGAAUAAAAGUAGCCUAAGCUACCCGCUCUGCAUGGUUGACACAGGAGAAGAAGAGAAACUCACUCAGUCUGUCAACCUCCAAAUGGUCUAAACCAUUCCAUUAUGAGACGGGGGUGAAAUCUUCUUACCGAACCACAAGACCUUUGUUUUGAAGGUGUUCAGAACAAUGUUAAGGGCAAAGAAAGCUGUCUGAACACUAAGAAAGCUUUGUUGUAGAGUGUUCAACACAAAAUCCGGGUAGGGGCCGGCUGAGUAUAAGACUGUAUCAUCUGCAUAUAAAAAGAUGAGAGAGCUUCCUACUGCCUGAGCUAUGUUGUUGAUGUAAAUUGAGAAGAGCAUGGGGCCUAGGAUCGAGCCUUGGGGUACUCCCUUGGUGACAGGCAGUGGCUGAGACAGCAGAUUUUCUUACUUUACACAUUGCAAUUUUUGAGAGCGGUAGUUAGCAAACCAGGCCAAAGACCCCUCGGAGACACCAAUACUCCUUAGCCAACCCACAAGUUUGGAAUGGUGUACUGUAUGAAAAACGUUGUCCAAGUCAUUAAAGAUAGCAGCACAACAUUGCUUAGAGUCACGGGAAAUGGUGACAUCAUUUAGGACCUUUUUAAGGUUGCAGUGAAACAUCCAUAACCUGAGCGGAAACCAGAUUGCAUACCAGAGAAAAUACAAUAGACUUCAAGAAAGCCAGUCAGUUGAUUAUUGACAAGUUUUUCCAACACUUUUGAUAAACAGGGCAAUCUAGAAAUUGGCCUAUAACAGUUGGGAUAAGACUGAGCUCCUUCUUUAAAUACAGGACGCACCGUGGCUGCCUUCCAAGCACUGCAACCUUAAAGAAGAAAGGAUCUGACCCAGAUGUUGUUGUUUUUUAGGGUCAAGUUUAAGAAGCUCCUUUAGCACCUCAGACUCAGUGACCAUCCGGAGGGAGAAGCUAUGUAGCAGGGCGGGUGGAACAUUGGGGCUGGUAGAUGAGGAAGUGUUUGGCGGGCAAGGAGGCGUGGCUGAGUCCAAUAGGAAUCCUGACUUAAUGAAUUGGUGAUUUAAAGAGCUCAGCCAUACGCUCUUUGUCAGUAACAACCACAUCAUCACCAUUAAGGGACAUGGGCAGCUGUGAGGAGGAGGUUUAUUCACCGUUUUCCAGAACUUCUUGGGGUUAGACCCACAGAGAGAGAACUGCUCCUUAAAGUUACUAGGUUUGGCCUUCUGGAUGGCCUGAGUGCACUUAUUUCUCAUUUGCCUGAAUGAGAGCCAGUCGGCGUGAGUAUUUGUGUGCCGAGCCUUUCGCCAAAUGGUGUUCUCUGCCAGAUCACGGUCGAACCAGUGGCUGAUCCUGUUGUUCUUUAUGGGGGCUGUUUCAAGCAUCUUCAACAAAGGGGAUCAAGCUGAUUCUAUAACCGAUUUACAGAGGCCAGGUCAUGAAAGAAGGCUUGCUCAUUAAAGUUUUUCAGCAAGCGUCAAUGACAAAUCCGGACAGGUCGUUUAACUAAGCAGCCAUUACGAACACAAGCUGUAAAACAGUGAUCACUUGAGGUCAUUACAGAAAACACCAGACUGAUACCAAUCAGGAUUAUUUGUGAGGAUAAUAUCAAGGAGAGUAGACUUUUCUGUGUGUUUGGGAUCAUACCGUGUGGGAUUGGUAAUCUGAUCUGAGAGAGAUUUAGGGAGUCCCAUUGUUUUAAGAGUUGGUCAGGUGGUUUAAGUAUGUCCCAGUUUUGGUCACCUAGCAGGACAAAUUCAGACUUGGUGUAAAGGGCCGCUGGACUGGAGCUGUGAAGCCACACUUUCAAUUGAUCCAUUUCAGGUAAUAAGCGUCUAGUGUUAACGUGCAGAAAACCAAGGCUUUUACAAGAGCAGAAAUCAUGAGAGCAAAUGUCAGAAUUGUGGCUAGCAACUGUAGACGGGCCAGGGUGGUCAUGCACAUGUCCAGGGCACGGCAGAGGACAGGGACAUUUGAAUGUGCAUCAGAUGGCAACGAUCAUAUUGACAGCAAUUUCAUCAGGUAACAUGAAUACAAAGCCGGCGAGAGGUGGUUAGAAUAGGAUGGGGGCCCAAGAGUCUGUGUAACCAAUAGAGAUUCAGUCGCGAGUGUGGGAACAAACAUCGUCUGUUCCACGUUCGGGUAACUGAGCAACCACAUAGUCAACAAAGCGUGCAGGAGUCAUGGAGCAAAUAGCACAAAGCACAAGGAGAAAAGUUCAACGGCUUGAGGCUAGACAUCGUAAGCUCAGAGUCACUCGCGCCAACAAGAUAAUGUGAAAGAAUAGCUCUGAGUCCAGUAGGCUAUAAAAGUCUGAGAUAAAAUAAAUAAAUAGUAGACCUGCUAGUUAAUGAAAAGCGUUUCUGAGUAAUGCUCCCAUAAAAACAUUUACAAGUUAAUUAGCCUGCAUAAAAAUUCAGAUCAGUCCAAAGUCUACUGUGUACGAGUGUACUGGAAGCAAGCGAAAGCUCUGGAGAGAGGGGGGAGUGUGGCGGGGGUACCUGUCCCAGACAGAGAGACAGGCCAGGGCAGACUGGGAGUAGAUCGGCGGGUGGGAUCCAAGCAGCAGGCAACGAGAGUAGGUGUCACACCCGCUUGAGAGAAACUUUGGUCAGGAGGCUGAGUAGGAGAGGAGGCAUUCAACCAGACAGGUGCGUGGUGGAGCAGAUAAAACGUCCGAAGCGAUAAAGCUGAGUGAAAAACUUGAACGAACACAACCGUAAACCAUAUACAUCAUUUACACACAUCCACAGACAGACAGAAGUAAUCUCAGACAGAUCCAGCUCACAGAGGCCCAGUUUAUGAGCUCCAUCAGCAGCAGAUUUUAAUUUAGAAUGGAAAAUGAAUGUGUUUAUGCAACAAAUGUUAGUGCAUCGUAUCGCACCGAAUCAUUUCAAACUAAAAUGUAUGGUUCCUGUAUUGUAGCCCAUAUAUCUAGAUACAUAUCAAAUCAUCUUGCAAGUGAAAGACGCACAUCCCUAGUGUGUUUGGCUCCCCUUGAGUGUAUUGUCUCUAACUCUCACUAUUCUCUACCCCUUUGCUUCCUUUCUAGGGGUCAGGUUUUGGGUCGCCGUUGUUUUGAGGUCCGUGUGUGUGCCUGUCCCUGGCCGGGACCGCAAGACCGAAGAAGAGAAUGCAAACAAAGUUCUGAACGGGACCAAGACCACCAACGGCACCAAGAGAAGUAAGACUGGGGCCACGUCCCAAACCUAUUAACUGGCCUCCUUUCCUUGUCUCCUGUAUCAUUGUUGACCUUGUCUCCUCUCCCCUCAGAGUCCCAACGGGCCCUGCCCCCUCCAGGAACCAGCAAGAAGAUCAAGAACGGCUCCAGCACCGAGGAUGAAGACAAGGACAAUGUAUUUUUGUUGCAGGUGGGGGAAUGAAACACACACACCAGCCGACAGAGACACUUUUUUGUAAGGGGGAAUUUGUGUAUCUCUACUUUAUGGUUGUGACAAGGUGCCCAAUGGAAAUUCCCUCUCACUCCUUCUCUCAGGUCCGUGGCAGAGAGCGCUAUGAUUGGCUCAAGAAGAUCAACGACAGUCUGGAGCUGAUGGACCACGUUCCUCCCGCUGAGCAGGAGAAAUACAAGAAGAAAGGGUAAGCUAUCAGCAGAAGCCAUUCUGAUGACGAGAACUGCUCCCUAAAAUGCCUAUGUCCCAUUUACAUGCAUUAUUCCCUUAUUUCCCCCCACAUCUAUCGCCUUUAACAUACAUGUUCUCCUUUCAGUGGUAAAACAGUCUCAACGUCUGUGUUUGUCCUAUAUUUUAUCUUUCUUAGUUCCGCAAAGAGCCUCAAGCAAGAAGCAAUGGCCCCAAAGAGCGGAAAGCGUCUGCUUACGAAGGAAGAGAGGAGCGACUCGGACUAAGGCCAGGACACCUCAGACCUUAUUCUCCCAUCUAUUCCAGAACAACAUUAAGUUGUGACUCCAAAGUAAAUGUCCAAUACCAAACCCUAGGCCCUAUAGAAAGGAUAGGUAUCAGCAAGAUGGUAAUAGCGCCACCUAGACAGCCAUACUCAGGGCUCGGGACCCAGAAAGGGGUCAAUAGGGACAGACCAACAUUUUAAUAAAUGGUGUCAAAUGAACACACAAGACAUGGCGAAAUGUGUGGAAUUGCAGGAAAUU
Coregonus sp. 'balchen' is the source of this 11811-nucleotide messenger RNA. The record is from the annotation of a GenBank genome assembly. NCBI's taxonomy places the organism in Eukaryota, Metazoa, Chordata, Actinopteri, Salmoniformes, Salmonidae.